Poecilia reticulata (guppy) is the source of this 3076-nucleotide messenger RNA. It is a transcript of the gene insyn2b, whose product is annotated as inhibitory synaptic factor family member 2B. NCBI's taxonomy places the organism in Eukaryota, Metazoa, Chordata, Actinopteri, Cyprinodontiformes, Poeciliidae. The record is from RefSeq and is a predicted model, not a curated record.
AGCGUCAGAAUGAGACGGGGAGAGAUAGAGAGCGGUAAAGAGUCAGGAGAGGAGAGGAGAGAGCGCUGGCGAGGAGUAAAGGACUACCAGCUACAAGAGAGACACACCAAGAAGGAGGGAGGAAAAGCAUGCUGACCAAGGAGGAGCACAAGAAACGAACUAAUCAGGAAUGCCCAGAGAAGUCAUCGCCUGCAGGCCAUUGGUCAGAAAGUGAGAAAGACCCUGACAGAGAUGUCCACUCAGAGUUGACUAAACUUCGAAGGAGAUCAAUAAUGAAAGAAUCCCCAGAGUUUAUUGGAUAUUGAAUUCCUGUCAACAACUUCUAUACGGAGCUCUUUUCAUCUGCCACUGCAACACUCGGAUUUAUUUCGGUAAACAAAAGCUGGAACGUCUUUCCUUUCAGUUGGAUAUAACCUUGCAGAGGCUGGCUGAUGUCAUCGCUUGCCUCCAUCCCUUUCAGCUCCUCCGGGGGCUGAGCCAACCUACAGAGGAGUAUGGGCAGGAGAGUGGCGGAUCCAACUAAUCCGGUGCCUGCGCUGGGAGUUCCUCUGGCUGGGGGGCGAUGGGGUCCACUUUGCAGCAUUGGGGUGCAGACAUCUCCCAGACUGCGGACUCUACCCUCUAUCAAACAACGCGGCAGCCAACAGACCACCAUGCAUCAGUCCCUCACAAUGGCGACAGAACAAGCACUGGCAGCGGACACAGGAGGAGCAAUCAGAAGUGACAGCAAGAGCCUGCCGGUGUCCAAAGAGACGUCUCAGAACGAAAUCAACAGCCUUACGCAGGACGACAUGGGGUCACAAGGGUCGGGCAGUGGAGUUUAUUGCCAGAUCAGGACUAUACAAACAAACCCCAAGGACAAAAAAGAUAAAAGGACAACUCGGUAUAUAAAUGGGAGUGUCGUAGCUUCAGAUUUGGUGGGAGGAGUUUGCAGUGAAUCUACAGAAAGCAAGGAGCCAGCCCAGGAAAAGAGAAGGGUGCAAUCUCUGCGAGGGGAAGGCCACCGCUCGGUGUUAAAGACAGCAAGUGUUUGUUCAGCUGCACACACCACCACCACACCUCGGCCCUGUCGGACAAUGGCAACCUCGCCGCAACGUCUUUGUGUGACGUGUGGGAGGAGACGGUCGCAGGUUACGCAGUGCACAGGUGCAUGUCGCAGGAAAGCAGUCAAUCAAAUAACGGCAAGUCAAACUUUACCUAAUCCACCACGGAAAACAUCUGUAGCCCCCGCCCAGUCGAGAAAAGCCUCUGCUGCUCUGAGUUCUCAGUCUUGCUCCAAAAGCACAGACAGAGCCAACCCACUGCAGCCCACAUCAGGAAAGGCUUCACAAAUACCCCAGCUGUCCCACACCAUGCCAAAAACACACAGUUCACAGUUCAACCACACGGCACAUAAUCAUAACCAAACAAAAGACUCAAAGCUGCAGACAAGGCCACAUUCAGCAGACUUUACCUGUUAUAAGGACUCAGCCACACAAACAUCGGAAACACACACACACUCCAACACAGACAGAACGACAGUACUCACACAAAACGCAGAGGCAAACCAAAAAUAUCCAACAGACAAACAAAAUCACAAUCAGGGUCAAAUCCAGAAAACUGAUGAAUCAGUCUGCAACAUUUCUAAGUCUCAAAUGCCUUCCCCUCUCAGUGACUCAAAAUCCAGCAGCAUCCCACCACUCCCACCAAAACACUCUCCUAUGGCGGCCCAUUCUAAACCGACCAUACGUGCAGCACACACCAAAAGCCAAGAGGCCACAAAGUCACCCAAGCAAUCCACGGAUCGUACAAAACUCAUGGACACAAAGCAGAAGAGCAAAUCGUUUGACGACAACACUCUGCCUUGUAAGACUCACAUGAAAGCACAAUGUAAUGGGGCACCAGGAGGACUUGUAGAUGGACAGGGAGUGAAUGUGCCACCUGGGCUGGAGAGGCAGCUACAAAAUGUGGAAGAGAACCUUCUGUCCAAUCAGGAGAAGAUUAAGGUGCUUCUCAAUGUGAUUCAAGACCUGGAAAAGAGCAAAGCUUUAAGCGAAGGUCGCAGCUCAUACAGAACUGGCCAAGACAUAAACAACUGCCCUACCUGCCAGAAGACAGCCUGCAUCAUUUACAGCGUGGAGCAUGAUUUCCGACAGCAGGAGGGACGCUUCCAAGGGGUGAUUGAAGCCCUCGAGGGUGAAUACGAUGUGCCUGCGCCAACUCAGACCAAGCCCACGCCAGCUCCAUUGUCGUCCAGCCGCCCAAGCACCAAGGCACGCGUCAAGAAACUGCGCAAGAAGUGUUUCUGGUGGCUCUAAGAGUCGUGGAAAUCACAAACACCUUCCUGGGCAGCAGGUGUAUAAGGGAACUGAUUAUAUAUAUAUAUGAACCAAAAUAUUCUGCUGCAGAGGAAAGCAACGUUUUUCAUAUGGAUGUGCUGAGAGUUUUAUCAGAUUCAGACUGAAAUGUUCUUUCCAACAGUUGCCAUGUAAAUUGAUUUUUUUCCCCUCCACAGCUGCUCAUCCUAAGGCCUGACAGAGUCUAAUGGUAACAAUGCAAAUGAAUAAACAGAGAUGGGAAGGAAAAUAGAUUGCAAUAGCCACAGAGAUUUUUCCUCAGCCACAGAGGAYGACCGCUCGGGAUAAUAAUUAAAGGACUUCAUGGGAUAAUUUCUCAACUACUAACUUGCAAUUAGAGUAAGGAUGCUGUUUUUGAAACCAAAGCUGUAGAGGAUAAUGAAGAAAGACAUGGGGACCUCUGACAUGAAACGGCUUGACUGGCCGACUGAACGCAYGGACAGAUCAAUGGGCUGUCACAGCAAUAAGCAGAAGACUUGAUGCUAAUCCGAGGAAUUAAACCGCCUGGAAUAUUCAUUUGGAAGUUCUGAAWUGUGAAUGUAGCAACACUUGAAUCACUGGAGGCAUGUCGUCGAACGCGAGCCGACGACCCAUCUGGAAACSGAGCGCUUGCUCAGUGGAUCAACAGCAUAGAGGAAAAUGAAAAUGCACCCAGAAUACAUUAAGAGACAAUGUGAUAGGUAGUUGUUGAAAGACUGACUGACAAGUCUGUGUCAGAUAAUUAAAAAAAAAUCUGUCGA